Messenger RNA from Anguilla rostrata (American eel), 3937 nucleotides. RefSeq names its product melanoregulin (gene mreg). Gene Ontology annotation, cellular component: melanosome. NCBI's taxonomy places the organism in Eukaryota, Metazoa, Chordata, Actinopteri, Anguilliformes, Anguillidae. The transcript is spliced from 6 exons. The record is from RefSeq and is a predicted model, not a curated record. Gene Ontology annotation, biological process: melanosome transport. Bases 690 to 1424 code for a protein of 244 amino acids.
UGUGUGUGUGUGUGUGUGUGCAUGCAUGUGUGAGAGAGAUCAAGUAGUAAUACCUCCUUUAUCUUCUGCACCAGAGUGAAGCACCAACUCCUAUUCACUCUCUCGCUCUCCCUCGUCUGAAUGUUCAGGAGAACGUCGCUCGGUUCUGGGAUUGUCAGCUCGGUGAGAAAGACCCAACACCACCGCUGUCCUCAGGUCGGUCCAGUCCAAGGCUUUACAGAUCAUUUUUCAUAAGAACCAGGACCAAGACUGUCAAGGGGCAGAACCAAAGACCAGAGAAAAAUCUUUCAUUGACUUCCCUUGGACUGCAUCUUUAACCUGGAAUCACUAGUACUGGAUUAGAAUAGUUCUUUUCCCCCACUUUCUUUUGACAAAUCUGUGUCUCCAAAAGGUGCCCAACUGAACUUUGGUUCUGUCCUGCCAGGUUCUGAACCGCAGAGGAGGAGCCACAGGACAUCUGCACCGUUGAGGACCGGUAAACCUGCACCGCUCCAUUGUUUGGACUUCAGUACCACCGCCCCAGUUUAUGGGGACUGUUUGGGACUGGGCAUAACCGUAGGCUGUUCAUGCGGGCCUUUGGAAACGCGUCACCGAAGACUAGAGGCUGACCAGGAGCAUCUCCAAAAAGCCCUGUUCAUAAAGUUAACUGGUGAUCGGCAGGCCAGGUGACUAGGGCUCAGAGCGACACGAUGGGGGCUGCAUUCAGGCGUUUCUGUGCUUCGUUCUGCUGCUGCUGUUGCUGUGAGGAAGAGGAGCCAGAAGAGAAGGCACCCUUGCUGAACGAGACUCUGCUGUACUUUGACCGCGAGGCGAAGAAAAGGCGGGACCAGGAGACGAACCUGUGGAGCGAGCCGGGGGACCCCAGUCACUCAGAGAGGGAUGACGACCGCGAGCUCUACAACCUGCUGCAGAAGAGGGCCAAGACCCGCCGAGGCUCCCAGGGGUACCGGCGCCUCAGUGUGGACAUCUACGCGGUGAGACAAGUGCGCCACGGCGUGAAGGAGAAGUGGAAGAUGAUUCUGGAGAACCUAGGGUUCAUGGAAGAGGCGGAGUCUCUCCUGACGGUGUCGUCCACCGACUCGUAUGACCGCAUGCGGAACGCGCCGGCGGCCCGGUCCCUGCUGCAAACCCUGUACUCUGAGACCUCCAUCUUUAGAAGCAAGGAGCCGCCGCCCGAGAGAUACAUGUUCAUCCUGGAUCGUCUGAUCUAUCUGGACGCGGCGGACGACUUUGUCGCCAAGGCCCGGCGCUUUUAUCCCAAAGGCGAGGAAGACGACGAUGACGACGAGCCCGCCCCGAACCUGCCCCUCCUCGUGACUAGGGCCGGUCUGAACACCGCGGGGGACGAGGACGGGCUGGACGAGGAAGAGGCCAGCGGCGCUGAUGCCGAAGACGACAUCUUCGACGGCAAGUCCCUGGACUGACACGGUCCGGCAGUGCAGGCUGAUGACCACUAGAUGGCGAUGUUGUUGUUGUUGUAGUGGGAACAGAUGGAACGCACUGGAGGUGAUGACACACACACCUCCAGUGAAGCAAUGAAGCAUUUUACAUUAUGGCUGUACUCGAUAAGUGAUCUGAGCCAAUCAGAAAAGUGCUUUGAUCGGUCGGCAUCUGUUCAUCAUUAAUUAGUUACCAGCUGAAAAAAUAUAUAUUUAAUAUUAACAUUGGCAAGUUAAUAUUAACUUGCUGAUGUGAAUAAAAUACAUUAAAUAAGAAAUUCAUUAAGAUCUCACUGUACAAAAACACUCGAAGCAGAUUUUCUUGCAAUGCGUAGUAUUAGCAAAAUAGCUUGACAAAUUAGUUUAUUCAAUGAUUUUCUGGAAGGGAAUCUCUGUCAUGCCACAUUUCCAGGCUCAAAUUGUCUGCUCAUUUAUCUAUUAGCAUUUUCUCACCAUUAUGUAAGGAUCUUCAAAAUGAUGGCUGACAAAUUUAUCAUGUGUUCAUAGAAACAGAGUGUUCUGCCCUGAUUCUGAGACAUGGCCGCAUUCCAAAUCCACCUAUUUUCUGCUGCCUUCAACCAGUAAAUAGCAAAGCAAGCAAAUUGCUUCUCUGUGUAUUGUACUGAUUUGAGACCAGUAACUCCGCCAAUUGCACUGAAGCUAAAGCUAUCAUUUUCCUCAGACGGCUGACAUGCUUCACCAACUUCUCAACAUGAUCCUGUAACUAAUGAUAAGCAAUAUAAAGUGAGCUCCGUGAUGUUUGGGAUGAAGUCUGCACUCCAAAGCUUUAGAUUUGUAAUCAAGCAAUUCUCAUGUGGUUAAAAUACCAAUUCCUGGCUUUAAUUAAAGGGUAUUUUGAUACAUUCCGGUUUCACCAUGUACCAGCACAUUUUAUACAUAACCCCCCCCCCCACUUUUAACAUAACCAUAAUGUUUGGUACAUAUUAAUGUUUUGUAAAUUGAAGUAGUCAUGUUAAGUACUUUAGUGUCGCAUAUUCUUUGCAUGCAAUGACUGCUUGAAGUCUGUUACCCAUAGACAUCACCAGGUGCUGAGUGUCAUCUCUGGUGAUGAUGCCAGGCCUGUACUGCAGCCUGUACUUGUUUCAGGGGCUAGUUGCCUUAAGUUUUCUCUUCAGCAUAUGAAAUGCAUGUUCAAUUGGACUCCAAUUGGGUGAAUGACUAAGCCAAGUCAAGAAGGUUCCAGUUUUGGGCUUUGAAAACUCCUUUGUUGCUUUAGCAGUUUGUUUUGGAUCAUUGCUGUCUUGCUGUAGGAUGAAGCGCCAUCCAAUGAGUUUGGAGGCAUUUGCUUGAACAUGAGCAGAUUAGAUGCUUCCCUAUACUUCAGAAUUCAUUCUGCUACUGCUAUCAGCUGUUGCAUCAUCAAUGAAAACAAGUGAGCAGUACCUGUGGCAGCCAUACAUGCCCAAACCAUAACACCCUCACCACCACAUUUCACAGAUGAAGGGGGUGCUUUGGUAUUUCGGGAAGUUCCUCUUGGCCUCCGCCCUUUACUCUAGCCAUCUCUCUUAUACAAGUCAAUCUUGAUCUCAUUUGUCCACAGCACCUUUUUCCAGAACUCCGCAGGCUAUUUUAGGCACUUCUUAGCAAACUGUAACCUGGCCAUCCUGUUUUUGCAGCUUGCAGCUGGUUUGCAACUUGCAGUGUGGCUUCUGCAGUUCACAGAUCCACACCUGCCUCCUGAAAAGUGUUUCUGAUUUCUGGGGGGUUUUUCAUCUUUACGGUGAGAAUUCUUUGGUCAUCACCUGUAGAGGUCUUCCUUGGCCUACCAGGCCCUUUGCGAUCACUGAGCUCAUCGGUGCUCUCUUACUUCUUAAUGAUGCUCCAAACAGUUGAUUUUGGUAAGCCUAAGGUAUUUGUCAGCCUCACAGUGGCUUCCUUGACUUUUAUUUGCACAACUCUGGUCCUCAUGUUGACCAAUGACAAUAACAGACUCAAAAGGCAAUCAGAAGCCUAGAAUCAAAACUAGAUACUAAAAGCUCUUUUAUACCUGAACAAAGGAAGCAGUGGAACACAUCUGACUAAGCCAUUUGUUCCAAACAUUUUGGUGCCCUGAAAUUGGAGGGGUUAUGAACAAAAAGUGCUGUAAUUUCCGCAUGGUGACAUCUAAAUAUAUAUACAAACAAAUAAAAAGAACAGAAUUUUGAACUUCAUAUUUAAAAAUUGUACGGAAAUUCAAAUUCCUCAAAAUUCAAAAAGUACACAGCCAAGUCAAGAAAACAAAUAUGUUUUUGUCCCAAACAUUAUGGAGCUCAUUGUGUGUGCAGAAUGGAUCAUUUAUAACCACAAUUCACAAUGAUUUACUGCCGAAAGCAAAGUGUUCUGAUUCUCAUCAGUACUUAAUAAUUGCAUCUUUAGAACACAUUGUAAGUGGGCACGUUUUCUUUUGUGGAGUGCUGUGGAAAUCUUCACACCAUUCCAGGAUGAUUACACUCAAUCAAACGGCUGUAUUAGGGAUUCAUUAAAAGCCUUGCACAAUC